CGUGUUUUAACCCCUUAUCCGUGUUUUAUCUCCCCCAUCCGUGUUUUAUCCCACUAUAUCCGUGUUUUAUCCCACUAUCCUUGUUUUUUCCCACCGGUACCAUCCGUGUUUUAUCAAUGCCCAUCAGCCUUCGUAGGGUCCCAACCCACACAGAGCCUGGGCCACCUGUGGCUAUCCGCGCCCCAAUUACGUAAUAUUUCCGCAAAGCUGCGUGUUUACAUAUUUGCUACAUUAUCAUUUCAUUGAUUUGUCAUUGAUCGACCGAAGAUGACCUUUAAAGAUGGAAGUAAUGUCAGAAAAUGUAAGCUAAUGUUAGUCUUAGAUUGUUCGUGUAUAUAGAACGUUUUGUGAGAUAUAUUGUAUCACAUUUAGCAUUUAAUAUUAAUAUAAACGUUGAACAUAUAAUACAUUUAUACCUUCUACCGUGAAAUUGAUAUUGCACGCCAUAUUUCUUCCCCUAUACGGCUAUACCUUAUAGAUAGAUGACAUACCACAGCUUAUUUCGUAAGCGUAGAGGAGGUUCACACAAAACAUAAAUGGAAGUUAAAAUAUAGAUUAUAAAAUAUAUACAAAGACACAGCAAGAUCCUAAGCCUCUUUUGUGUUUACCUCUUGGGUUAAUAAUUAACUAAUUAAGUUUCUAUUUGUCUCGCUUUGUUUGAGUUUUUUAUGAUUAUGAUAUGCCUAUUUUAAUGAAAACUGUAAGGUGUUUCAAUUGUAAGGUAAGUCUAUAUGUAAAUUUGUAUUUGGUUGGGUUUGCAAAUUAUAUGCAAACUGAAGAACCUUAAAUUGGUGUCGGUUUCAGUAUUUUCAAAAGCACAACAAACCAUUUGCUCAAUAAAUUGUAAAUAAUAUAAAAUCAAAAUAAAUAAUGUAUUAAUACCGUCGCUUGCAACUAAGGAUGAACUGUCGCUGAUAAAAACAUUGCCUGUUCGUGCGAGAAUCUUCAAUGUUUGACAUGAGCACUUGACAGGUUUCAAUCUGAUCAGCCAAUCAUGUUCAACCAGCUCCAAGCUGAUUGGCUGAAUGAAUUGAAACCAUCAGAUGUCAUCGCAAACAUUCAACUUUCUCAGUAUAAAAACAUUGAACUUUGUCAUGCGAAUAGACAAUGUUUUUAUCUGUGACCAUUCAUCCUUUAUAAGUUGCAAGCGACGGUAGCAAGUUAAAUGAAACAACAACGUCUCCAUUGAUUAUGGGAUAGAAUAUAGAGAAGUAGAUAAUAUUCUGAAAUAACAAUAUCAAAAAGGAAAUGUCUUUGUUUGCACUCACCAUGAAAAUAAAGAAGUCUUUCUUCGGCAGACAUUGUUAUUUUCAGAUAGGGAGGAGUGAUAUAAUAUGGGAAACCAAAACUACUGGCUCUUUUGCACAUGGGUUAUAGACACAUGGGCAAAUAGUCUAAUUAACCAUCACUCUCCCCUUGAUGAGUAAAAUAAUCUGGCAUUAGACAGAGUAAAAUCAUGAAGUAGGGAAUAUCAGGGUGGAAUGCAACUUGAAUGGGUUAACUAAACAGAUUGGCUAAUUAACCAUUGAAUAAAAUGUGUUUUUCUAGACACAUUCUUUCGGCUAAUUGACCAUUGACUGACAGUGCUUUCUCCUUGACGAGGAAAUUCAUCUGGUGUUAGAGUAAAAUAAUGAAGUAGGGCAUAUCCAAUUUCCAUCGAAGAGAUCUUUGGUCUUUGUUUUCAUAGAUCUUCAUUUUUGUGGAUCUUCAUUUUCAUAGGUCUUCAUUUUCGAAACGCCUACAGUCAGGGGCGUCGUGGCGGCUUUAGAAGUGGGGGGGGGGGACACAUUUAGCGGACCCCGAAGGUGGGUGACAUUCUAGGGGGAUUUCCUGCACUUUAGAAGAAGAUUUACAGAGUUCUAAAUUAGGUAACAAAAUGUCAUAAAAUAUCUCAAAUUAUUUUGUCUACACUCAUAAUUGAAAUAAUAUCAAUUAACUUUGUGGUUUAUUAUUUGAUCAUUGUUAAAAAGUGGGAGGCCAUGCAAAAGACAUUUAGACCCCAAAAGACAUAAUUUAGACCCCAAAGACAUUUAGGCCCCCCAACCAGAAAAGUGUGGCCGUGUGGGGGAUCGCCACACCCCCCGCCCCCCGUUUCCGAUGGCCCUGCCUACAGUAUGUUUUCCAGGACCAGCUUGUAAAAUGUGCGAUAGUUGCAGUAGGGUACCCUGAUGACCAAAUACCCAUUUUGAAGUGGAAACACUGAAACAGUACUUUUUCAAAUUACAUUCUAGUUGUCAAAGCUUUGUGCUGAAUUGUUAAUAGCUAUAGAAACAUUGAUCUUUGCACAAAGCCUCGUUCCGAGGCUAGUGCCUGUGGGCAUUCAACCAUAAUUCAAAAAGGCUUAAUAUUAUUAGGAAUCAACCAGUUGCAAUGCCCAACCAACAGGAUCAAAGUGAAUAUUUUUAAUGUUCCAUGUCAAAGAAGCUCUGCUUAUAUGUAAUACAUAACGUGUUAGAACGAAAGGUUUUUUUAAGCAGGACGAAAUUUUUCAUAUCACAUUUACAGAAAUUGAUUAAACAUAAAUUAAUUUAUUCAUUCAUGAAUCAAAUAUUAAUGAAUCUCCCAUUAAAGGACACAAUGACUGAUUAGUUUCAGUCAGACUAUGACCAUUCAUUGACCGGAGAGGUUUGCCUUAAUUUUUCAGCUACAAUCUUUGCAGGUAACAAAUUUAACCUUGAAGGAACAGUUUCAUGUGGGGAUUGUCACUGGUCAACUAGAUAUUGUUGAAGACAUUCUAGAUACAAGCCCGUCACUGGUUCAUUAUAUCGAUGAAGUAAGCCAUUAUUUUUUAGUCAUUACUCAUAGUUAGUUUUGUGUGAAGCUAAAACCUAACCAUGUAUAAUUGUGUGACUUACAUGUCUGCCUUUAUUUAGCUGUUGUGUUAAAUUUGAAGUUUAUUUUAAAUGCAUCCUUGCAGAAAGUAUGUCACCUUGCCAAUAGAGUCUCGUUCUCAUAAUUUUGACGUUCGACUUUAACUAAUGUCAUAUACACGAAAUUGAGGCUGUAUUUCCAAAGCGAUGUACUUUCCAGAAGGGUGUAUUGUCACCUGCAAUGAUUACAUUAUCAUUUCAGGCAUUUUGUGUUACAUAUCACAAUUGUUCUCCGCCGUUGGGAGCAAAAGAAUGGUCAUAUGGUUGGGUCCAAACAAAUAAUUAAGUUAAUUAUGACCAUAUAAAAGUAUCUUUCAAAAUGUAUUUAUUUAAUGUUUUUAGAAUGGUACAACACCUUUAAUUUUGUGUGCUGCUAAUGGUCAUGUUGAUGUAUUAAAAUAUUUAAUUAAACGUGGUGCCAACGUUGAACAACGAAGAAAGGUGAUCAGAUUUUGUAGUGGCAUUAUAAUUUAAAUUAUCGUCGUUUAUAGUUGAGAACACAACAGUCGCCAUGGACUUUCGAGCUUACAGUAUAUAUAUGUAGACCUUUUUCAAAAUGACGUCAGGCGCGGAUAAACAGUAAAGAGGAGGUCCAUAGGACAGUUUUAAGGCCAUGUUACACGGUGCAAUUUUUCUUGCAACUUGCAAUGCAAUUCUACUCUUGAGAGAUGUUAAUUAGUGAAAUCAGUGAAGAAUUUUCGAUAUGUUGAGAAAACAUCAGCGGAGUGUAAUGAAGACUCGUAUUUGGCAAUUUCACAUCUCUCAAGAGUAGAAUUGCAUUGCAAGUUGCAAGAAAAAUUGCACCGUGUAACAUGGCCUUUAGCGACGUUCGCAAUGCAAAUGAUGUUAUACAUAAAAUUUGAUUGGCUCGGCAACAAUUUAAUAUAAACAUACAGUAUUUUAUGACAAAAAAGGAAAAGAUAUUUACAACAAAAUUGCAAGUUUGAGUCAAAAGCAUUUUACUUAUCCAGGACCGACUCUCACUUGCGAACACACGUGCACACAGAAAUAAAAAUAAGACUAAAAAACAUUUCACAUUUGGUCAAACAUUUGGUAUGGAGAAACGAUUCGUAUCGAUUAUACUUUUGAACAGCGGCGUAUGUAUAUGCUUAUAUGAAGGUAAAAGAUAUAUAAAAAAUAACGGUAAUUAAUGACAGAUAAUUUUAGAGUCACGAGCUUUUGCCAUUCCAGUUCUUCCAGAAGUCGCUCAUAACUAUAUAGUGCCCUUGAUUUCUCCGCGUACAACGCGAGAGGCGUCAUAUUCACUUGCAGGUCCGCACAGUCUGCCCAAAUCAGUAAAAUCUGC
Molecule: messenger RNA, 4176 nt
Organism: Paramuricea clavata
Lineage: Eukaryota; Metazoa; Cnidaria; Anthozoa; Malacalcyonacea; Plexauridae
Source: the annotation of a GenBank genome assembly